UCUUGCUUGUGUUCUCAGCUGUUCAGCAAAUAUAACUUGAGAAAGUUUCUUUUGGUUUUGAAGUGCUUUACUAUUCAGCAAACUUAGACCGUGAGCUCAAUCUCUUUUUGGCUCUAAUUUUUCUUCUUAGUUUUCUUUCGCAGCUUCGGAAAUAACUUGAGAAAGUUUCUUUUGGUUUUAAAGUACUUCACUGUUUGAUUGGCUUCGCUGGAAAUUCAUUUUUGUUGCUGUGGUUCUUUUGUAUGGUUCAUUUUAGACGUUUGUUUUGGUUUCCGCUUGAGCUGUGUAUAAUAUGCUUUGAGAAUGGGUCCGAAUAGAGUAUAUGGAAGUUUAGAAGAGGCUCGUGCUGAGAAAAAUCGAAGGAGCCGCGAGCAACGUGCUGCUGCUCGGCAUGGGACAAAGAAUGAUGCGCCAUUAGGAGUGUGUACAUUAGCUGUCACGGCUUUUAAUAUACAUGACCCAAAUGCUGUGAAUCAGCCAAAUAUGGGCGUCGUUGAAUCUUCAUUAGGUUCGGGCUCAGUAUUGCCAUUUGCAGAGAACAAUGCAGAGCACCUUCGAGCUGAAAAUCAAGGAGAUGUAUCUAGGUCUGCUGGUAAUGGUGCUAGCGAGGUUCCAACAACUAAUUCAGAUGCGGGUGAAUCAUCUUUGCAUAGGCGACGUCGGCGUACAAGACGCUCUGUGACUAAUCCAUUGACCACAAUAAUUACAGAGCCUGCAGUAUUGCUCAGUAAUGUAGAGCAAUUUCCAACCGAAAAUGAACAAAAUGUCUGUGCGUCUAUUGCUGAUGGUGCUAAUGAGAUUCCAUCAACUAAUUUAGAUGCUGGUGAACCACCAUUGCGUAGGCAGCGUCGGUCUAGAAAACGAGCUAUGACUGAUCCAUUAACUACAAUAGCUACAGAACCUGCUGUAUUGCCUGAUGUUCCAAGUUGUCCAUAUUGUCAUGCAAAACGAUUUCAUCAGGAACCACCUGGUUUUUGCUGUGCCUCCGAUAUAAAAUUACAUUAUGUUAUGGACUAA
This is a messenger RNA of Coffea arabica (coffee), 1017 nucleotides long. RefSeq lists its product as uncharacterized. Lineage: Eukaryota; Viridiplantae; Streptophyta; Magnoliopsida; Gentianales; Rubiaceae. The record is from RefSeq and is a predicted model, not a curated record.